GUACGAUUUAAAAAAGAACUGAGGAGGUCAGCAUCAAAUAAAAAAAGCAGAAGAAAAGAGAUUCAGUUUGAAAAAUUUCCCCACGCAACCAAGGUAAAAGAACAUCAUUUCCUGGGUUUAUCUGGGGUUUUCCAUUGAAGCUCUAAGAAACACGAAAAUGGCGGCGACACUUUCAGCAGCACCAAACAACAACGCCGCAGCAGCGGUGGUUGAAUGGCAUCAACGACCUCCCAAUCCCAAAAACCCCAUCGUCUUCUUCGACAUUACCAUUGGUUCUAUUCCUGCUGGUCGAAUCAAAAUGGAGCUUUUCGCUGACAUCUGCCCUAAAACCGCCGAGAAUUUUAGGCAGUUUUGUACCGGCGAAUACAGGAAAAAUGGAUUGCCUGUUGGUUAUAAGGGAUGUCAGUUCCACAGAGUGAUUAAGGAUUUUAUGAUUCAAGCUGGUGAUUUUCCUAAGGGUGAUGGCAGUGGAUGUGUCUCUAUAUAUGGGACUAAGUUUGAGGAUGAAAAUUUCAUUGCAAAACACACUGGCCCUGGUUUGUUGUCAAUGGCUAAUAGUGGACCAAAUACUAAUGGAUGCCAGUUCUUCGUGACCUGCGCAAAAUGUGAUUGGCUUGACAAUAAGCAUGUGGUUUUUGGGAGAGUGCUAGGAGAUGGUCUUUUGGUUGUCAGGAAAAUUGAGAAUGUUGCCACUGGACCAAACAACCGUCCUAAACUUCCAUGUGCUAUCGCUGAAUGUGGAGAAAUGUAGAGCAUUGGAGUUAUAUGCUGGCUAUUGUAAUCUGCUGACCUGGAUACUUAUUUUAUAUAAGAGGAAAAACCACCCAAGUUGACGAUAUUUAGGAUCCAUGAACAUGGGAAUAUCAACAUCACCCUUGCAAGCUUUGAUUUUCUGUCAGGAUUAGGGUCACUUUGGCAUUGAGUAUAAACUUUUUGCUAAUCUUUGAUGUAAAACGUUACUUCCCAGGACAUUAGAUAUAAUUACUGGCCUGCAUAAGAAAUAAUGCUAGAAGUUAUGUUAUGUAGUUCUCACUAUCUUGCAGAAAGAGAAAAGCAAUAUGAGCUUGUAUGUCUUCCAAUAUGAGUUAUGUGAACUUUUUGUAGUUCGCUUCA
Chenopodium quinoa (quinoa) is the source of this 1113-nucleotide messenger RNA. Its product is annotated as peptidyl-prolyl cis-trans isomerase CYP22-like. Lineage: Eukaryota; Viridiplantae; Streptophyta; Magnoliopsida; Caryophyllales; Amaranthaceae. Gene Ontology annotation, biological process: protein peptidyl-prolyl isomerization; protein folding. The transcript is spliced from 7 exons. Bases 158 to 751 code for a protein of 197 amino acids. The record is from RefSeq and is a predicted model, not a curated record. Gene Ontology annotation, molecular function: peptidyl-prolyl cis-trans isomerase activity. Gene Ontology annotation, cellular component: intracellular membrane-bounded organelle.